AUGUAUGUGAAAUGCUUUGAUACAGUAAUGUUUUACUAUGUGAUUUUAGUGAUUUUAGUGAAUGUUACUUUUUGUCAUUUUCAAAUUUCCCGCCGUUUCGUCCCGACACUCGCAGGGGACGAAACCCAGAUGACAGAUGCCGGCAUCCGCCCGAUUACAUUGCUGGGGAUACUGCAGGAGGGACAUCGUGGGAGCGCAGGACAAGGUAAGUGAUCGAGGGAUCACGGAGCAGCGCCGCAUGGUAAAUCCGAGUGUAGCUCGGGAGUUACCGCUUGUGCUACACUCGGGAAUACCGCCAGGGUGGCUAC
This is a messenger RNA of Staurois parvus, 308 nucleotides long. NCBI's taxonomy places the organism in Eukaryota, Metazoa, Chordata, Amphibia, Anura, Ranidae. The record is from the annotation of a GenBank genome assembly.